This is a messenger RNA of Schistocerca piceifrons (Central American locust), 1453 nucleotides long. RefSeq names its product cytochrome c oxidase assembly factor 7 homolog (gene Coa7). The transcript has a single exon. Gene Ontology annotation, cellular component: mitochondrial intermembrane space. The coding region runs from base 72 to 773 and encodes 233 amino acids. The record is from RefSeq and is a predicted model, not a curated record. Gene Ontology annotation, molecular function: protein binding. NCBI's taxonomy places the organism in Eukaryota, Metazoa, Arthropoda, Insecta, Orthoptera, Acrididae.
CAAGAAGGUAUAACAGUGCUUCAUAAGCUGUCGUGUUGACUAAAUUAGAUUAAGCGAGUGUGUUGUGCAAUAUGGGUGUAAACUUAAAAGAUGAAGAAGAAGUGAAGCAAUACUUACAUAAUUUAGGUAUUGAAUAUCGUUUUGGUUGCUAUCAAGAAAAGAAACCAGAGGUAUGUCAUUUGUUGGGGGAUUACUUAGAAGCCAUCAAGAAGGAUUUUGAUAAAGCAGCGAAAGUGUAUAAAACUAACUGUGAUGACUAUAAUUUUGGUAAAAGCUGUCAGAAAUUUGGAAAUUAUUCAUUUGUUGGGAAGGGAAACACCACUAAAGAUACAGAAGUUGCAUUUAAGUAUUAUAAAAAGGCAUGUGACCUGGGUGAAACAAAAGCUUGCUUUAAUGUUGGCGUUUUAAACAUUCUAGAUACUAAAAACAGCAGGAAAGAGAAGGACUAUGCUUUAGGGGUAGCUUCACUACACAAAUGUUGUGAUGAUAACGACGCGCUCUGUUGCUUUUAUGUCAGUACUAUGUUUUUACAGGGUCUGAAAAAUGGUUUAAUUGAGAAAGAUAUGGCUAAAGCUUAUUCAUUUUCAUUAAAAGCUUGUGAUCUAGGUAGCAUGCAGGCCUGUGCAAAUGUAAGUCAGAUGUAUCAGAGGGGUGAUGGUGUUGACAAAAAUGAAGAUUUAGCCGAGAAAUAUAAGAAAAAAGCACUGGAAUUGCAGCAGCAGACAUUCAAACAGCAGCAGCUGGAGUUUCAGCAAGGGGCAAAGCGUGUGUAAUUGAAUGUUAUGUACAAGCAAAGCAGAUAUUUAUCAAAAUCAGGUACAUACUUAAUAAAUAGGCAUGCUGUUUCAAAACUUCCUAGCAGGACAUUGUAGCACCUGUGUGAUUGGGUUGCAUAUUGCUGGGCAGAAUAAAACACAGAAUUACUUUUGGAAUAUGCAUUAAAAAUGGACUACUCAUGCUUAUGGCAAUUUGAGAUGUACAGACAAUAAUUGUCAAUAGAUACUAUUCUUAUCACAAUAUAUUAUCAGCUCUUUGUAGUUUCAUGAAAACGAACUGAAUGUAAAACAUUUGUACUGCCUGUAAAAUGUGGAUUAUUCGCUCUGGUGAAUUUGUUUUGGGUUUCAGUAAGACUGUAGGAAACACAGUACAGCAGCAACAGGACACAUCUCUCUAGUGUACUAAUAAUUGAGCAUAUUUGUUCUGUGUUGACUGUGUAACUAUUGUCAACAGAGCAUUAUUCUAGACUGUCAUGUAUAAGAUCUCUCUUUACACAUCUGAAUAUCAAAAAUGGAUUAUUUUUAUGUUGGUGGCAAAAAAGAACAGAAAAAUGGCUAGACCACACGUAUUAGAAUGUCAAUGGAGGCUUAGGUAUUGGAUCUUGGUUGUGAGUGGAUUUUUACUUAUGAUGGGAAAAAAGGUUUGUUUUGUUGCUGAAUGAUAGUGACAGGCACAG